Messenger RNA from Chrysochloris asiatica (Cape golden mole), 1943 nucleotides. It is a transcript of the gene HIC2, whose product is annotated as hypermethylated in cancer 2. The record is from RefSeq and is a predicted model, not a curated record. NCBI's taxonomy places the organism in Eukaryota, Metazoa, Chordata, Mammalia, Afrosoricida, Chrysochloridae. The coding region runs from base 114 to 1943 and encodes 609 amino acids. Gene Ontology annotation, biological process: regulation of transcription by RNA polymerase II. The transcript has 2 exons. Gene Ontology annotation, cellular component: nucleus. Gene Ontology annotation, molecular function: protein binding; DNA-binding transcription factor activity, RNA polymerase II-specific; RNA polymerase II cis-regulatory region sequence-specific DNA binding.
GGUGAUAGCCAUAUGGGUAACUGUGCCCUCCUUCUCCUCAGGUGACCAGGCAUUGAUGCUCCCCCAGGGAGACCAAGCCUGCAAGGAGGCCACCCCCGCUGGCUGCUGCGCACAUGGUUUCUGGGCCCCUGGCACUCCGGUGGUGCGUGUGGGGAGGGUGCGGGGACAUGGGGCCUGACAUGGAGCUGCCCAGCCACUCGAAGCAACUCCUGCUGCAGCUGAACCAGCAGAGGACCAAGGGUUUCCUGUGUGACGUCAUCAUCAUGGUCGAGAACUCCAUCUUCCGGGCCCACAAGAACGUGCUGGCCGCCAGCAGCAUCUACUUCAAGUCACUGGUGCUGCAUGACAACCUCAUCAGCCUGGACACAGACAUGGUCAGCUCCACAGUGUUCCAGCAGAUCCUGGAUUUCAUCUACACAGGCAAGCUGCUGCCCAGUGACCAGCCAUCCGAGCCCAACUUCAGCACCCUCCUCACCGCCGCCAGCUACCUCCAGCUGCCUGAGUUAGCAGCCCUCUGCCGCCGCCGCCUCAAGCGGGCGGGCAAGCCCUUUGGCUCUGCACGGGUAGGGACUGCUGGCAUGGGGCGGCCCCCCCGCAGCCAGCGCCUAUCCACCACCUCCGUCAUCCAGGCCCGUUACCCAGGCCAUGGGGAUGGGUGCAAGGGAGCCCAUCCUGCCCAGGAGCUCCCCCAGGCCAAAGGCUCAGAUGACGAGCCCUUCCUCAGCACCUCCAACCAGGAUGGGGCACACAGCCUGAGCCGGCCAUUGUGUCCUGUCGGUGGAGAAGCUGGUCUGAGCGGCUGCAGCGGCAACACCAAUGGGAGCAGUGGGGCCUGUGAGCAAGAGCUAGGCCUGGACCUGUCUAAGAAGAGCCCCCCUCUACCCCCUACCACACCUGGACCCCACCUCACUUCCGACGACCUAUCCCAACUGAGUGACAGUCAGCAUGGCUCGCCCCCUUCCGCCCCUGUCCCUCCUGUUGCCAACAGUGCCUCUUAUGCCGAGCUGGGGGGUGCCCCUGAAGAGCCCAUGGAUCUGGAGGGAGCUGAGGACACCCCCUUGAACCGGCUGGAGGGGUCCAGUGGGCAGCCCCGGAAGAGCCUGCGACAUUCAGCUCGUAAAAAGGAUUGGAGCAAGAAGGAGCCCUGUGCCCCCCUGGAGCGGAAGGAGGUGGUGCCCAAGGGUGAGGAGGGCGAGGGUCUCGGGAACAGGGUGCCCAACGGUGUCCUAGGUGGUGGGAGUGGCCCCAGUGGGCCUUUUGGAGAGCCCCCAUACCCCUGUAAGGAGGAGGAGGAGAAUGGCAAGGACGGGAGCGAGGACAGCGGGCAGAGCGGCAGUGAGGCAGGCAGUGGACCUGCUGGUGCUCACUACCUAUACCGGCCUGAGGGCUACGAGACAGUGUCCUAUGGGGAUAACCUGUACGUGUGCAUCCCCUGCGCCAAGGGCUUCCCCAGCUCCGAGCAGCUCAAUGCCCACGUGGAGACACAUACGGAGGAAGAGCUGUUCAUCAAAGAGGAGGGGGCUUAUGAGACAGGCAGUGGGGGAGCUGAGGAAGAGGCCGAGGACCUGUCAGCGCCCAGCUCUGCCUAUGCCGCUGAGCCAAGGCCCUUCAAGUGCUCAGUGUGCGAGAAGACCUACAAGGACCCGGCCACACUUCGGCAGCACGAGAAGACACACUGGCUGACGCGACCUUUCCCCUGCAACAUCUGUGGCAAGAUGUUCACACAGCGUGGCACCAUGACCCGCCACAUGCGCAGUCACUUGGGUCUGAAGCCCUUUGCCUGUGAUGAGUGUGGUAUGCGUUUUACCCGCCAGUACCGCCUCACAGAGCACAUGCGUGUGCACUCAGGUGAGAAGCCUUAUGAGUGCCAGCUGUGCGGGGGCAAGUUCACCCAGCAGCGCAACCUCAUCAGCCACCUACGGAUGCACACCUCCCCCUCCUAG